Molecule: messenger RNA, 2619 nt
Organism: Didymodactylos carnosus
Lineage: Eukaryota; Metazoa; Rotifera; Eurotatoria; Philodinida; Philodinidae
Source: the annotation of a GenBank genome assembly
AUGCGUCUUCUAACAAUGAUGACUAGUGACGAUUAUCAUUAUAUAAUACAAAGACAAUAUUUUAAUUUAUUUUCCAUUUUCUUUUCAUUUUUAUUUUUAUUUCAAUAUAUUUCGUUAUCAUUAUCAUCAAAUAUUCUUGAUAUUUGUCAGAGUGGUAUACGUGAAGAUCAAACAAAUUAUGUUCAUUGUGGACGAAAAAAUCUUUAUUCUAUACCAAAUUUUUCUAAUCGAACAUUUAAUAUGGCAUUUGAUGAACUAAUAUUAUCUGAUAAUUUUAUUACACAUAUAAAUGCUAAUGAUUUUAAUGGUUUAAGAGUUAAACGUUUAAUUAUGACUGGAAAUAAAUUACAAUCAAUUGAUGCUCAAGCAUUUCGUGAAUUAACAAAUUAUUUAGAAAAAAUUGUACUCGAAUUUGAUCCAACUAUUGUUGAUACUAUUCCUAUAGCAAUAAAAACAAAUUUACAAAAUAUACGAUCAUUAGUAUUAAUUGGUCUUAAUUUACAAUUGUUAACAUUUGGAAAUUUUGAUUUAAUGAAAAAACUUGAACAUUUAUCAUUGACACAUUGUAAUAUUCGUGUAAUUGAUCAUGAUGCAUUUCAACCAUUAGAACCAAUUUUAAAACAUUUACAAUUGGAUUAUAAUCAAUUGAUAGAAAUUAAUUUAAGUACAUUGCAACAAUUAGAAGUUUUGACAAUAACUCAAAAUCAAAUAAAACACAUUGACAAUGAUAGUCUACCAAAACAAUUAAAACGUUUGGAUCUAUCCUAUAAUGGUUUAGCAGAUAUGAAAAUUUCAUUAUCACAAUUAGAAUAUUUAAACGUACAAAAUAAUCAAUUAACUCAACAACAUCUUGAAUUUAUUCAAACAUUAACCAAUAUUAGAGAAUUAAUUUUAGAUUUUAAUUCAAUUCAAACAUUAAAUGAAAAUGUAUUCUCUUCGACAAAAUGUUGUCAACAAUUAGAAUUAUUAUCAUUACAAGGAAAUGAUUUUAAUUUUAAUGAACAAGAUUCAUUAGUAGCCAGUCUUCUGUUCUCUGAUUUAAAACAAUUAAAACGAUUAAAUUUAGCUCGAAAUACAAUUAAAACAAUUCCAACAGAUUUAUUUAAUUUCACACGAACAUUGCAAAGUUUAAAUCUUGAUCGUAAUCCAUUAAUGACAUUAGCGUCUUCUACAUUUCAUGGUCUUGAAUCAUCUUUAAUCAAUAUUAGUAUUCAAGCAUGUAAUCUACAUUCAAAUAGUCUAUCGUCAUUAAAAAUAUUAACAAAUUUAGAACGUAUCAAAUUAAGUUCAAACGAUAUUGACUAUGUACCUGAUGAUUUAUUUGUGUCACUAACAAAUUUAACAUUAGUCGAUCUUCAACGAAAUCAACUCCAAAUUGUACCAAAAUUUUCUGAUAAAAAUAAAUUAAAAGAUUUAGAAUUAAGUGGAAAUAAACUGACAACGUUUGAUGAAUAUACACUAAAACAAUUGACACAACUUGUGACACUUGAUCUCAGUUCGAAUCCACUAGAAUGUGAUUGUAAAUUAAUCCCAUUGUAUCAGUGGUUAAAUGAGAAAUUUCAACCAGAAUUAAUUCAAUAUCUACAAUGGACAUGCUCAAAUGGAAAACAAUUAUCGACAUUGAACAUUCACGAUUUUACAUGUACAGUUGCUGAGGAUAAAACACUUACCUCAACGAAAUUGAAAGAACUAUUUUCAACAGUUAAACCAUUAGUAAGAGAAAAUAUGGAACCAAUAACGACUAUUGAGACAACUUUAAAAUUAAGAACAACAACAACAACAACUCUCUUAACAAAUAUUAUUACUGAUUUAAACGUAUGGAUUAAAGAUGAUAAUUCGGCUAUUAUUGAAUGGAACACAUCGUCAAUAAUACCCAAUCAUCUUCUAGUACUACGUCUCAUCGUUAUUGAAAACGGUUAUCUAUUACCAUCUUUAAAUUUAAAUAUUAGUCAAAAAUAUUUUUUAUUAGAAAAAUUAAAAUCACAAACUCAAUAUACCAUAUGUCUAACAAUAUUAAAUACACAAAAAUAUUGUCGUGAUUUAAUUACUGGUUCAACAACAACUCCUAUACCAUUAUCUAAAGCAAUUUCUAUAUCAAAAACAUCGACGACAACUUUAACGUCAACAGAUAUUCAAUAUUUGAUUUUGGGUACUGUUUUAGGUGCCAUUAGUGUUUUAUUAAUUCUAAUCGUUUUUAUUAUUAUUCUUGUUCGAAAACAGCGGCGAAAAAAACAUGAAUCAUCUAAAACAACAUCGAUCGAAUCCUAUUAUAAUGCUGGUGGAUCUGAUAUAUCAGCAUUGUCUUCCGAACAACAGCCAACACUAAAAUGUUUACCACCUCCACCAUUAUUAACACCAUUCUAUUAUUUUCCACCAUCAGAAUGUCCUCAUAAUUGUUGUACAUCUUUAUCGAUGAAUGGAGGAGUAGGCGGCGAUUUUGAACGUUCAGGAACAAAUUCAACCGAUUUAAGUAAUAUUAAUCCUUCGACGUAUCAUAUUUAUCACGAAAUACCAUUUUCUGACACUUGUACAUCUGCACUUCGACGUCCUAAUAUAUUUGAUAAUACACAUUUAAUUGAACAACAACAAUUGAGGCAUACAACACCAAUCAUUAUUUAA